CCUAAUUUGGAAGGAAAUGGGCGUGGAGGCUGAGCUAAAGUGCUCCGUUAAAGGAAGAGCACAUCUGGGCAGCGUCACCGGACAGGACAGGACAGGGGCUCGGUUCUGCUUUGUGAUACAAACUGAAAAUAAAAAGAGGACAGUCUGUAUAAAAGUCACCAGAAGGACUCAACACACGUCUGAGAAACAUCCAACAUCAUGCCUGUGGUGGUUUUUAGGCCUACCCAAUUAAUGUGGGCGCGUUUGGCGGCGCUGGUGUUUACCUGUGUGGCCUUUAGCGUGGCGUCCCAUGGAGGAUCGCUCAAUGGCAGCAUUGGUGAUUGGAGCAUCUUCUGCUGGGCUUUCAGCUUCGCCGGAACCCUGGUCGUCCUGCUGGUGGAGCUCUUGGGUCUCCAGUCUCGCUCGCCUGUGUCCUGGAAUAACUUCCCUAUUACAUUCGCCUGCUACGCUGCAUUACUUUGCCUGACCGCGUCCAUCAUUUUCCCUUUGUACUUCCUAAAGGGCGUAACAACCUACAAUGAGAUCCGUGACCACCGUAUCGCCGCAUCUGUGUUCUCCUGUCUGGCCACAAUCGCGUACUUUGUGGAAGUGAGUCUGGCACGGGCUCGACCGGGCGAAGUUGCCGGGUACAUGGCGACAGUUCCCGGUCUACUGAAAGUCUGUGAAACCUUCGUAGCAAGCGUGAUAUUUGUGUUUAUCAGUGACCCUAUUUCUUACGACUCUCACUCCGCUUUGAAAUGGUGCCUGGCCGUCUACUGCAUCUGUUUCGUGAUUUCGGCAGCCAUCGUAGUGUUGUGCAUUGGCGAAUGCACUGGGUGUUUGCCUUUCCCGUUUGCGCGCUUUCUUUCUGCUUAUGCGCUGUUGGCCGUCCUCAUGUACCUCACUGCCACUAUCAUUUGGCCCGUCUUCAAGUUUGACAGCCGUUAUAAUGGACAAUCAAACAGACCGUACCAAUGUCAAUCCCGCCAGGGUUUGUGUCCAUGGGAUAAAUUGGUGGCCGUGGCCGUUCUCACCGCUCUCAACUUCCUUAUCUACCUGGCGGAUCUGGCGUAUUCGGCUCGACUAGUGUUUGUGACUGUGUAAGCGAGCAAAACAUCAUCUUUUCCUUGACAAAAGCCAAAGACAGUGUGCAGUUUCAGGAGCAGGAGUCAAAUGUUGAUUGAUAAAUGGUGCAUACAAGUCACAGAUAUCAUAUUUAUAGGUUGAAUAUUCAAGCAUUCCAAUAUAAGUCAGAAAGUCAGGAUUUUCUAAAUUACAGUGGGGGAGGGGUAUUUUAAUGUCAACCCAGGCUCAUUGUGGAAACGUAGUCCCGCGGACGUUUCUGGAGACCGCGGAAUACGUCCCAGCAGGUACGUACGGCUGCAGUUUUUGUUUUUGCGAAUCCGCGAG
Danio rerio (zebrafish) is the source of this 1389-nucleotide messenger RNA. The record is from RefSeq and is a predicted model, not a curated record. Lineage: Eukaryota; Metazoa; Chordata; Actinopteri; Cypriniformes; Danionidae.